AUGACGUCAGAAGCAAUAAGAAAAAUAAGAAAAACUUUGGUGGUUCGUUUUCUCACGAAGAAGUACCUCUCAGAAUAUUCCCACUACACUUCAUUCUGCUACGAGCGAAACAUUAGUGUAAAUGACAGGGUUCUUCCAGUACGAGUAACAGAUACUUCCGGAAAGGAAUCUUUUACGUCACUCAAAUCGAAGGGACUUCUUGAGGGUGCAGAUGGUUAUGUCAUCGUCUAUUCGAUUACUGACAAACGUAGCUUCGUAAAAGCGCGGGAACUUUUAAAACUUCUUAACGAAGAUUUUGGUGAAGAAGGGCAGCCACCAAUGGCUCUGAUUGGGAACAAAGACGACCUGGCCCACUACAGAGUGGUAUGCUCCAAGGAAAGCCAGAGAGUGACUCUUCUCUACCCAAGAUGUACAUUCUAUGAAUGUUCUGCUGCUCGGGAAACUCAAAAUGUGGAAUCAGCAUUUCAAGAGAUUUUGUACCAGGUCUUCACUAAUAAAGAACAGAGACGACGCUUAUCGACGCUUUCUGUACUUGCGCCUAGGAUUCAAAAUCCAAGAAGAAACAGCGCGGGAAACUCCACGUUGAGCAGCUGGUGGAGAAGGAAUCGACCUAAUACAGAACACAAAAUCCGACAAGACCGAACACUGACGAUGUAA
This is a messenger RNA of Limulus polyphemus (Atlantic horseshoe crab), 657 nucleotides long. Its product is annotated as ras-related and estrogen-regulated growth inhibitor-like. Lineage: Eukaryota; Metazoa; Arthropoda; Merostomata; Xiphosura; Limulidae. The record is from RefSeq and is a predicted model, not a curated record. Gene Ontology annotation, molecular function: GTP binding; GTPase activity. Bases 1 to 657 code for a protein of 218 amino acids. The transcript has 6 exons.